AUUCUAAAUUUUUUUUUUGACGCAGCGUCCAAUACUCCAGUUGGACGUUGCGACCGAGAUCCAAUUGUUGUAUUUAAAAAUAAACAAAAACAAUUCUUAUUUAGUUCAUUUCCACAAACUGCAGACUCCGAAUCAAUUUCCUCCCUAAAUACAAAUCAAAGACAAUACCAACCAGAGCCUAACGGCAAUAUGAAGUCUAAAGAUUUUGGAAAUGGUGAUGGGGAGUUGGACAUGCUUUUUGGCUUUUUUGUAAUGAAUGGCGCCUGUAUUGUGUUUUUUCUACUCUUUGGUGUUUGUGUAAUUUGUAAUUGCGCAGCCAGAAAACCAAAAUUUCACGGCAGCAAAGAAAAGAAAAUUAAAAAACCUACAGUGUCCAGACUUGUCGCGGCAAUGGCCCCAACAGGUUUUGGUCAACGCUCAACUACCAAAGUCCCAUCAACAACUAAAAAGACAACAGAUAUUGCCAAUAAUCUUAAUCCAAACUCAACAAAUAGUCGUCGCGGGUCAUCAGCAUCGAUUGUUCUUGAAAUUAAUGGAAAUGGAGGUUCUGGAGUAUUUACAGCACGGACUGGUCUAAUGACUGCUCAGCCACCCUCUAAUAGAUCCUUUAGGAAUCUAGUAGCCAAAGCAAUGGCAUCAGCCAAAAUAAAUUCAACAACAACAACAAAUAACCAAGAAAUACCCCAAUCUCCAAAGGAUAAUCAACAGUCUAGAUCAAACACAAAUUCGCCUACAACAAACAGAAGAAUGUCUGGAGGAACUCCUUUAUUAGCAAUUAAUAAUAAUUUAAAUAAUUCUGCUGAUGAACAGAAUAAUAAUGACUGUUGCCCCAAUGGAAUGCAUGUCUUUGAAUUGCCAGUGGAGGUAGAAGUUCAUCAUUGUACUCCUCCCAACAAUGAAACAAAAAAUAAAAAAUUAACAACAAAAUUACCAAAUUCAGUUUCUGUUCCUUUAAAUUUGGUUUCAGAACCUCAAUCAACCUUCGCAGACUUACAACAAACUUGUUUGGCAGAACAAAGCCAAUUUGUUGUUAGAAGGGAGGGAGUUAGUGCAUCAACAGCUUGGAUAGGUAGUCUCUAA
Messenger RNA from Meloidogyne enterolobii, 1080 nucleotides. The record is from the annotation of a GenBank genome assembly. Lineage: Eukaryota; Metazoa; Nematoda; Chromadorea; Rhabditida; Meloidogynidae.